Molecule: messenger RNA, 961 nt
Organism: Hylaeus anthracinus
Lineage: Eukaryota; Metazoa; Arthropoda; Insecta; Hymenoptera; Colletidae
Gene: Clc
Product: clathrin light chain
Exons: 7
Coding region: 168-800 (210 amino acids)
Biological process (GO): intracellular protein transport; clathrin-dependent endocytosis; clathrin coat assembly
Cellular component (GO): clathrin coat of coated pit; clathrin coat of trans-Golgi network vesicle; plasma membrane
Molecular function (GO): structural molecule activity; clathrin heavy chain binding
Source: RefSeq, a predicted model, not a curated record
UGGUAGUACUGAUUUAAUUGUGCGCAUGUGUGCUUUAUAAGCCAACUAGUAUUGACGUUGACAAUUCGCGUUGAUAUUUAGUAGAAAUCUAAAGAAACGACAGUUGGGGGUGUAUCCGUGUAUCCCAAGAUAUCAAUUUACACAUUCCACAAUAUUAGAAAGACAAUAUGGAUGCAUUUGGUGACAACUUUGUCAUUGAGCCAGAAGUAGAUCCUGUGGCAGAAUUUGUAGCAAGAGAACAGGAUCAAUUGGCAGGGUUAGAAGAUGAAAUCCCACCAGUUUCUAUGUCUGCUCCUACAACAGGAUCUAAUACAGAGGUUGGGCCAGGUGGUGAUGCUGAAGGUAGUUUCGAAAUAAUAGAUGCAGUUGGACAGCCUAAUGAAUCACAAACACCACCAGCAACAGAAGUUUUAACUAAGCCUCCUCCUGUAAAAGAGGAACCUGAGAAAAUACGAAAAUGGAGAGAAGAACAAAAGGCUAGGUUAGAAGAGAAAGAUGCAGAAGAGGAAAAAAAGAAAGAAGAAUGGCGAGAGGCUGCAAGAAAAGAAUUGGAAGAAUGGUAUAAACAUCAUGCAGAAGCUAUUAGUAAAACAAAAACUACCAACAGGGAAUCAGCCAAGAACGCAGAGAAACAAUUCGUUGCCGAAGCUGACGAAGUGGAACCCGGAACCGAAUGGGAACGUAUCGCGAAGCUUUGCGACUUUAAUCCAAAAUCUUCGCGCACAUCUAAAGACGUUUCCCGAAUGCGUUCAAUUAUCUUACAACUGAAACAAACUCCCCCAGCUCCAGUCAGUCUUUGAUUAAUUUAAUAAGUUGGUAUGGAAUAUAGAUAUAUGGAAUAUAAAACGUAUUAAAUAAAAGAACACUGUACACAGGUUACAAUGAUAUCAUUGAAAAAAAGAUCAUAAAUGAUCUGUUAAGAAAAAAUGUAAUAUUAUUGUGAAUAAAGAUUAUUAAUAGC